GACGUUGCUGCGGGCGCGUCGAGCUCCCUCUCCUUCACCUCCCCCAGGCAGGACACCAUGAAGGUUCUCAAGGUUUUGGAGCCCGGAGCCCAACCCUCAAAAGCUACAUGGUACACCCUGACUCCUCUCGGAGAAGGUCCCUGCCCUCGAGUUGGCCACAACUGCUUGUACGUGCCUCCUGUUGCGAACUCGGGAAAGAGCAAAGUCGUCAUUGUCGGGGGAGCAAAUCCCAACGGGAGCUUCUCUGAUGGUCACAUUAUCGAUCUGGAGAGGUAUGAGUGGAGAACUGCCAACUGGGAGGGCUUGUUGCCCCGGUACGAGCACGCCAGCUUCGUUCCCUCCGACAGCCCUGGCAGCAUCUGGGUGUUCGGAGGCGCUCACAAGGCAGGAAACAGAAACUGCCUGCAAGUUUUGAAACCUGAAACUGGAAUGUGGAAAACUCCCAAAGUGACCGGCCACUUACCGUCUCCAAGAACAUUUCACACGGGAUCCGCCGCCGUCGGCAACCAGUUGUACGUGUUUGGUGGCGGAGAGAGAGGAGCCGAGCCCGUUCAGGACACCCAGCUCCAUGUGUUUGACACAAACACCCUGACUUGGUCGCAGCCCCAAAUAGAUGGGAAACCUCCAUCCUCUCGGCACGGCCACGUGAUGGUGGCGGCUGGGUCUAAGCUGUUUAUCCACGGAGGCUUAGCGGGGGACACAUUCUACGACGACCUUUACUGCCUUGACACAAAUGAGCUGAAGUGGGAGAACUUGAAGACCAGUGGGACCAUCCCACCCGGCUGUGCCGCGCACGCUGCUGUGGCCGUGGGAAAACACAUCUAUAUCUUUGGAGGAAUGAGUCCUGCAGGGACACUAGAUACCAUGUACCGGUAUCACAUAGAAAAGCAACACUGGACAAUGCUAGAAUUUGAUUCCUUUUUGCCCCCUGGACGGUUAGAUCAUUCCAUGUGCAUCAUUCCGUGGCAAGGAGAUUCAGGCUUUAAGGAAGAAGACAGCGUGAAGUCCGAGGCCGGGAUUGAGAAAGAAAACCUAUCAUCAGAUGAAACAGGUGGUGAAGUUGGUGACUCAGAUCCAAGAAACCAGAGAGAAACGCUCCUGUGUUUAGUGUUUGGUGGUAUGAAUACUGAAGGAGAAAUCUAUAAUGACUGUAUUGCGACUGUGGUUGACUAAUAAAAAUGGUGGGCAGGAGCGUCUUUUUAUACUA
Messenger RNA from Tachyglossus aculeatus (Australian echidna), 1207 nucleotides. It is a transcript of the gene RABEPK, whose product is annotated as Rab9 effector protein with kelch motifs. NCBI's taxonomy places the organism in Eukaryota, Metazoa, Chordata, Mammalia, Monotremata, Tachyglossidae. The transcript is spliced from 8 exons. The record is from RefSeq and is a predicted model, not a curated record. Gene Ontology annotation, molecular function: protein binding. Bases 58 to 1173 code for a protein of 371 amino acids.